CCAAAUACCAGUACAAGUGGUUGAAGCUGCAGCAACAGCACUGACCCCAGAUCUACUUGAGCAGCUGGUGACAAAGGUUGCUGAUGUUGUGACACAGAGACUAUCUGGAAGUUCCAUGGGUACCAAUCCAACCACUUCGGUCAGCCUACCAGGGUCGUCGAGUCCACAUCCGCCAGAUGCAAGCAUUCUACAGCAGCCAGUAGACCACAAAAUCUUGCAGGAAGUCCAACCUACAAUAGAUUCCCUGGUCGAAGUAGCUGUGGUGCAGUCCCAAGAAGCUAUCGCAGGUAUACGUUAUGGUGAUACACCAUCUAUUCCAAAAACUAGCCUGGAAAUAGAUUCUAGAGUGAACGAUAGC
Messenger RNA from Paramuricea clavata, 358 nucleotides. Lineage: Eukaryota; Metazoa; Cnidaria; Anthozoa; Malacalcyonacea; Plexauridae. The record is from the annotation of a GenBank genome assembly.